UCAAUAAUCUAUAACAAAAUAAUUAUUACAUUCUACCAUACUAUAUCUUGUGGCACUUUCUAUUCGUGCAAUGUACUUGGUCGUCGAGUUCACCUGUUGCGACGCUAACUACCUUCAGCUAUAAAGUCUUUUCGAACGUGUCCUGUCGUAAUUUGUAGCUGAUAAUACGGAUCUGGCUUCAUACUAUAACUGAUCAGAGUAAUGGGCAAUUUUAUUUGAAGAUAAUUUAAUUUAUCUUGCAUUGCUGAUUAAAAUUUAUUUGAUCUCGUGUACAGGUAUUAAGGUCAUUGGUAUUUUUCAAAUAAAUGAAACAUGCCAAUAUACAAUUAUAAAUCACGCGGAUAUAAAAUACAUAUUCAACUGUAUAUCUGUCAAUCGUUCACUACGCAAGGUUUCUGUGUCAAUUUUCCGGAUAAUCGAUCUGAUAAGAUAAAAUAAAUGUGUAUCAUUUGUAUGAAUAAUGCUAAAGAAAAAUUAAUUACGAAUCUACUCAUAAUGAUUAAACGAAGAAACAAUUUUAUAGAUUGUGUGUUGCACGUGUAUUAAGUAAAUGUUACUUGUAUCGUUUACAGUUUAUAUAUUUAGUGUGCAAUUUAGUGAUUAAUCAAAUACAGAGGUUUCAAAUUAAUUAGAAUGGGAAGUAAUCAAGAAGGAGAAUCUGCUAUAACAAUACCACUGCAAUAUAAUAAUUCUCAUUGGAAAGCUAUAUUUGAAAAAUAUGAUUUAGAUGGGGAUGGAAAAAUCACAUAUCAGGAAUUAAGAGCUAUGAUACGUAGUUCUUCUUAUUCCAAUGAUAUUCCAACCAGAGUUGUUCAUAUGAUUAUGCGUAAGGCAGAUCUAGAUGAUUCAGGAUAUUUAGAUUUUCCAGAAUUUAUAGCUAUGAUACAUAGAAAAGAUAUGCAAGGUGUUUUUGGUCACUUGGUGCAACGAUAUGUACAAUCUAUGGUUCCACAAAGACCAACUACUUUUCAAAUAGCACGGUCUAGUGAUAUCACUGAUGGACAAUAUGAAGAAGAAUAUAGUUGUAAACCUCCAGCAUUAGCAAUGAUAAUUAUUUCCAUAUUAGAAAUUAUUUUAUUUUUAUAUGAUGUAAUUGUAUAUAAAUCACCUUCUGUUGAAGGACCAGCAGCUACAUUAUUUAUUUAUAAUCCACACAAAAGAUAUGAAGCAUGGAGAUAUUUAACAUAUAUGUUUGUACAUGUGGGGGUAUUUCAUCUAGUGGUAAACUUACUUGUGCAAAUAAUGUUAGGUAUUCCAUUGGAAAUGGUGCACAAAUGGUGGAGAGUAUUAAUUAUAUAUGUAGCGGGCGUUUUAGCAGGAUCUCUUGGUACAUCUGUAUCAGAUCCUACAGUAUAUUUAGCAGGAGCAUCAGGUGGUGUAUAUGCAUUAAUUACUGCUCACGUGGCAACCAUUUUAAUGAACUGGUCGCAAAUGGAAUUUGCUGUUUUACAAUUAUUAGUAUUCCUUGUCGUAACGGUUGUUGACGUUAGUCAAGCAAUAUAUAAUCGUUAUGUAUUAGAAACCAACGACCAAGUUGGAUAUGUUGCUCAUUUUGCUGGUGCCAUUGCGGGCUUACUUGUAGGUAUAAAUGUAUUGCGUAAUCUUGAAGUUAAAACAUGGGAAAAAGUUGUGUGGUGGGCCAGUAUUAUUACAUAUACUGUACUUAUGACAGCUGCUAUUUUAUGGAAUAUUUUCUAUACAUCUUAUUAUAAUUAGUUUUCAUAUAUUUAUUUUUUGCUAAAUAUUUUCUAAUGUAACAGAAAUUGAAAUCUUGCCAUUAUAUAAGCAGAGAGCAAAAAUUUUUCUAUAAAAAUAGAUAAAUAAACAAGAUGCUAGUUUAAGCAUUUAAAAUAAAUAUUAAUAUAUUGCAUACUGUGAUAUAGAAAAUCUCUAUAUAUUGCACAGAAAAAGUAAAUUAAUGACAAUAAUAAAUAA
Apis laboriosa (Himalayan honeybee) is the source of this 1935-nucleotide messenger RNA. It is a transcript of the gene rho-4, whose product is annotated as rhomboid-related protein 2. Lineage: Eukaryota; Metazoa; Arthropoda; Insecta; Hymenoptera; Apidae. Gene Ontology annotation, molecular function: calcium ion binding; serine-type endopeptidase activity. Bases 634 to 1716 code for a protein of 360 amino acids. The transcript has 5 exons. Gene Ontology annotation, cellular component: membrane. The record is from RefSeq and is a predicted model, not a curated record.